GCGGACCCCGCUCGCCCCGCCGGGCCCCGGGGGCCGAGCCGGCAUGAAGGCCGGGGGGGGCCCGGAUCCCGCUGCCCAGCGGCCGGCGAGGCCCCCCGGAUCCUCCCCGGUCCGGAACGGGGACCGCGGCCGAGCCGAGGGCCACGGCGGCCCGGGGAGGACGGGGUCGGAGCCGGCCGGCGGCGACCAGGAGCGGCUGAUGGGCGAGCUGGAGGCGCUGGUGACGGAGGCGGUGCGGGGCAGCGGCUGGUGGGAUCGGCGAGGCUUGGACUGCUUCAUCCUCCUCCUCAGCUUCCUUGCCCUGCCCGCAGGAUUCCUGUGCCUCCGCUCCGAGUGCGUCCUGGUCUUCGCGCUGGGCAUCGCCAUCCUGGGUGUGGUGCACAGCACGAUGACCGUCAAGGGGAGCCACCUGGCCGUCCACGGCGCCCUCACCAGCUCCAAGGGAUGGAGCCGGGUCUGGGUGCUCUUCUUCGUGGAGGUGUGCACAGCAUUCUCGGCAGACCAGGCCGUGCAAGGUCACGUCAAGUUGCACCACGCCUAUACCAACGUGCUCGGCCUCGGAGACUCGAGCACCUGGAAACUGCCCGCCCUCAACCGCUUCGUCUACAUGUUCCUCGCCCCCUUCAUGCUGCCCGUCUUCACCCCGCUGGUGGCGCUCGGGCUGCUGAAGGAGGCCGAGCCCCGGGUGGCACUUCGCACCCUGAGCCUCAUGGCCCUGGGCCUCGGCUCUCACUACUGGCUGCUGCUGCGGGUGUCGGGGUUCCAGUCGGCCACCUCCGCUCUGCUGUGUAUGGUCCUCACUCGCUCCCUGCUGGCCCACCCUUACCUGCACGUCAACAUCUUCCAGCAUAUCGGGCUGCCCAUGUUCUCCCUGGACAAGAAGCCGCGGCGAAUCCACCUAAUGAGCCACGGGGUCCUCAACCUGUCCCGCAACCCUCUGCUGGACUGGGCCUUCGGCCACUCCAUCAUCAGCUGUCACGUGGAACAUCACUUAUUCCCGCGCCUCUCAGACAACAUGUGCCUCAAGGUGAAGCCCCUGGUGUCACGGUUCCUGCGAGAGAAGCAGCUCCCGUACAACGAAGACUCAUACCUGUCCCGGCUGUGCCUGUUCCUGUCGCGCUAUGAGGAAUUGUUGGUGCACGCCCCACCCAUCACCGAGCUCGUGGGGUUCCAGUGAGGGAGGGGGGCCGCGCCCCGGCCCACCCCACCUCGGCUCCGGGGACCACCCCGCCCCCGCCGGACCUGUCUUUGGAGGCAUCACCCAGAGACUGGAUCCGGUGAAAUCCGGACGAGUCUGGCUGGGUCCAGCCCCCGGGAGCUGCUGGGAACCCAAGUCUGAAAUUUGGCCUGUCGGUCAGUCCGCGGGGCCAGAGUGACCGGGCUCUGGCCGUCAGGGACCGUGGGCUGGGUGGGCCAAGGGCUGGGGGCCAAAAGGAAGUCACGGGGAUGCACCGCUCUCAAUCACCCUUGCUGUCCCACUCUGGGCCGGCCCAGGGCUCCGUAAGGUCCUAGCCCGCUGGCUGGCCCCCGAGAGGCUUCGGGCUGAGCUCCAGAGGGGAAAAGGGCCAGAAUGGUGGGGGGGACAGGGAGGGGGCUUCUUAUUCAGCCCUGUUGGGCCUAAGGCCUGCAAGGGGCAUCACCAACGGGGAUGGGAGCUGGGGAGUGGACCUCGGACACCGGCUGGGAGGGUUAGGCAGGUUGGGGUCUCUUGAGACCUCUCUGAUGAGCCUCCUCUUCCCUGCUUCUCCGCGGGUCAGGGGUCAGAGUCCUGCUGGGGAGGAGGGGAAGGACACCAUGUCAUCCCCACCCCACCUCCAACCCCAGCCCAGAGAUGGAUGAGGUCCUUCCCUGCCUUCCAAAGGGCUGGGAACUGGGGCUGCAGGGAGUUGGCUUUGAGCUGGCCGGGGCUCCGGCUCAGAUCCAGUCCGGAGGCCCUGGACAAGCUGGACUGAGCCCUGGGCUAAGGGAGAUUCGAGGAGUGGGUGAGGCUGAACCCCUUAGGCCUGGAAACCCCUGGCUCUCUCCUCCAGCCUCAAAUCUCUUGCAUUUCCUGAAGAAACAGUUUGGAAGGGGACUGGGAGAGAGGGGAGGCAGGAUUGUGAGUUGGGAAGGGUGGGAGAUUCUGGAGGUGAUGGA
Molecule: messenger RNA, 2136 nt
Organism: Tachyglossus aculeatus (Australian echidna)
Lineage: Eukaryota; Metazoa; Chordata; Mammalia; Monotremata; Tachyglossidae
Gene: FADS6
Product: fatty acid desaturase 6
Exons: 6
Coding region: 44-1177 (377 amino acids)
Biological process (GO): lipid metabolic process
Cellular component (GO): membrane
Molecular function (GO): oxidoreductase activity, acting on paired donors, with oxidation of a pair of donors resulting in the reduction of molecular oxygen to two molecules of water
Source: RefSeq, a predicted model, not a curated record